AUGGAUAGCAAUAGUAACACAAUCAUAGAUGCAAAGAUUUAAUACCUCCUAAAAGUUGGAACUAAAAAAUAAGAAAUGCAACAAAACGAAAGAUAUAUUAUAGAUUUAUAAAAAACAGAACAUUAAAUCUAAUAUAAGCAAUAAAAAGAAGAUUUCUAAGAUUAUUAGAAAAAUGUUAACUUACAAGAAGGUAAUGAUCCAAUUUUAUUUUGUGACAAUAUUGUAGUGUUUUACUUAUUACCAACAAUGUCACUUGUUAACUCAAAGUAAGAUUAAAAUAAAACUGUUUAAAAGAAUAUUUAAUUAAGAGAAAUAUGCAAGAAGUAUAAAUUAAGCAAUAAUUUACAAAUGGAUGUCAAACAUUUGAGAAAGCCUUAACAAUUAAAUAGUAAAGAUUCUGAAGAGAAGAAAUAAAUAAGGAAAAUUAUAUAAAAUAAUCCAAAGAUUAUGGAGUAGUAUAAUUAGGUUAUUUAUAAUACUAGAUUUGAAAAUUAUUAAACAGAUAUUAGUUACUAUGAUAUGAAGAUAGAAUGGUUUCUUAAAUAACUUCAACAGUUUUAAGAAUAACCAACUCAUACAAUAUUAACUAAUUAAAAUGUUGUAGGUGAUAAUUGUCUCACUUACAUUACAAAUUAAUACGGUUUUACUACUAGACAUAAGCUUUAUAACAAAUUCGUUUGUUAACUUACAUCAAAUUCUGUGUAAAAGAAAUGUUUUAAUAACCAUCUUAUUGAUAUAUUUAAUAGUGAUUGA
Molecule: messenger RNA, 753 nt
Organism: Tetrahymena thermophila SB210
Lineage: Eukaryota; Ciliophora; Oligohymenophorea; Hymenostomatida; Tetrahymenidae
Exons: 6
Source: RefSeq, a predicted model, not a curated record